Morchella sextelata is the source of this 4320-nucleotide messenger RNA. RefSeq lists its product as uncharacterized. The transcript has 9 exons. Gene Ontology annotation, biological process: Golgi to vacuole transport; protein targeting to vacuole; Golgi to endosome transport. The record is from RefSeq and is a predicted model, not a curated record. NCBI's taxonomy places the organism in Eukaryota, Fungi, Ascomycota, Pezizomycetes, Pezizales, Morchellaceae. Gene Ontology annotation, molecular function: protein binding. The coding region runs from base 1 to 4320 and encodes 1439 amino acids. Gene Ontology annotation, cellular component: membrane; Golgi apparatus.
AUGCAACUGCUGAGGGUUUGGUCGCUCGCAGCUGCGUUGCUAUCUACUGCUGCUUAUGCAAAAGGUCCGGAAGUGAACUCAAAGGAAUUUGACAACAUACCUGCAAUCUUCUUUUACUUCGAUGAUAGUUCGGUCAUAUUAACAUUAGAUGCGAAAGCGGGAAACAUCUGGCGAUCAGAUAAUGAUGGGAAGAAAUGGCAAAAAGUACAGGAUAUUCCAGAGGGUGAUGCAUGGGAUCUGAUCGAGCAUCCAUUCGAUAAGAAGCGGGCCUUCAUUCUGGGACAGGAUACCGAGCACUGGUACACCAAAAACCAGGGCAAGAGCUGGCAGAAGUUCAAGGCCAAAUACCCAGCGUCUUAUACUCAGCCAGCCUUCUCAUUUCAUGCGGAAAAACCGAAUUUAAUACUUUACGCUGGCAGAAUCUGUGAGGAUGAUGAUUUCUUCGGACUCAAUUGCAAGGAAGUGACAUACUAUACAAAGGAUGGUUUCGACAGCGAUAUGAAGCAGCUUAGAGAUGACACUCAUAGCUGUAUCUUUGCUCGUGGAACCGAAAUCUUCAGUGAAGCGAAGGACUACACCAUAGUUUGUAUUGUCAAUGGCAAAGAUAGCUUUGCGGAACAUCGCAAACUAGUGGUUUCGGAUAACUUCUUUGAUACUGAGGUUGAGCCCAAAUUAAACGGCUAUAGCACUGUUGAUGGGUUGGCUGGUAUCGCAGGAGUACAGAAAUUUAUUGUUGCCGCUGUCAAGAGCAAAGGCACAGAUGAGAUGGCACUCUAUGUUACUGAUGACACAAUUAACUGGGACCGCGCAGAGUUCCCCCAUGACCAUGGCGGGCUUAAAGAGGAUGCUUAUACCAUUUUGGAAUCAACACCAUAUAGCAUCCAGGUAGACGUUCUCACGACAAAGCCUAUGAACCCUAUGGGCUCCCUGUUCACCAGCAAUUCUAACGGAACAUAUUUCACUAAAAACCUUGAGUAUACCAACCGUGCUCCUGAGGGUUAUGUGGAUUUUGAACAAGUACAGAAUAUCCAGGGUAUCAUCCUAGCAAACGUAGUGGAUAACGCCGAUGAAGUUGCCAAGAGCAACUCCGCGCAGAAAAAAGUCAUUUCAAGGAUUUCUUUCGAUGACGGAAAGUUUGAUACCUGGAAGCCUCUUAAGACGAAGGAUGGUGAUGAUCUUCACCUUUUUUCAGUCACCGCAUUAGCAAAUGGGGGGCGAAUUUUCUCCAGCCCAGCCCCCGGAAUUCUGAUGGGAGUUGGAAAUACUGGCAAAUACCUCGAAAGCUAUACGGAUUGUGAUUUAUAUCUUUCAGAUGACGCGGGUCUCACAUGGAACCGUGUGCGUAAAGAAGCUCACAAGUAUGAGUUUGGAGGCUCUGGCUCAAUUAUUGUCGCCAUCAACGAUGAGGAGAUGACUGACGAGGUUUUCUACUCAAUUAAUCACGGCGAUGAUUGGGAUUCAGUCAAGCUGGAUGAAAAAGUCCGUGCCAGGUUGCUUACAACGACGCCGGAUUCAACAUCUCUGUUCUUCACUCUUAUUGGAACCAAUAGAGACCGAAAAACUAUUGCUUUCUCUAUUGACUUUUCUAACGUAUUCGAUCGUAAGUGUAAGUCUGAUAAGAGCGACAAAAAUGAUGACCUCGAAAAGUGGUACGCUCGACUUGAUGAGGAUGGCGAGCCAGACUGCCUGAUGGGACACAAACAAUUUUUCUGGAGGCGGAAGAAAAACGCGAAGUGUUAUAUUGACGAUCUUUAUAAGGAUCCUGAGCCUCAAGAAGAUGUUUGCAAGUGCACAGAAGAAGACUUUGAGUGUGACUUCAAUUAUGUCAGGGAAAACGGAAAGAGAAAGGAUAAGUGUGUUAAGGCGAAGGGCGCAAAAUUUCCCACUCCCUCCGGGGAAUGCAAGAAGCCUGAAGACACAUUUAUGGGAUCUAGUGGUUACCGUAAAAUUCCGGGCAAUGAUUGUGAGGGUGGGAAAGAUUUGGAUAAGAAGGUGGAGACAAGUUGUAAAGAUGCUGCUACUGCGCCUCCGUCCAACGGUGAUAUCGUUAAUAGAAAGAAAUCGUUCCCGGGCUCCCAAGUUGCAGAGUAUUACUAUCUUGAGAAAUCGGAUAGCUCUAGUAACCAGGAUGAGACUAUUAUAAUGAGAACGGAGAAGCAAGAGAUUUGGCUCACCCAUGAUCAUGGUGAAAAAUGGGAGCGAAUUCUCAAAGAUGUCGAGGUUGUGUCGAUCUACCCCAACACCUACUUUUACGAUUCUGUCUAUUUUAUUACACCAGAUGCCGAGGUUUGGUACACCCAAGAUCGCGGCCGCAAUUUCAAGAAAAUGGACAAAGUCCCUUCAAAACCUAACAGGCGGAACCUUCAAGUAAUGGAUUUUCACCCGACAAAAAAGAACUGGCUCAUCUGGACCGGCCAGGCAGAUUGCGACAAAUCAGAAACCUGUCAUGCAGUUGCUUACUAUACCAAAGACAACGGUUUUGAGUGGCAUGAAUUACUUGAAUACGUUGGAGCUUGCAAGUGGGUUCGUGGCGAGAAGCAAAAGGUCCAAUCUGAGAAGUUGAUUUUCUGUCAACAUGACGCGAAGGAGAAUGGCUCUGGCAACAUUGAACUUGUUGCUAGUGACAACUUUUUCGAUGAUGAAAAAAAGCACUUCGAUGAUAUUAUCGGUUAUGCGACAAUAGCCGAGUUUAUCGUUGUUGCAAGUAUCAAUGAGGAUGAAACCUCUCUAAAGGCAUCAGCAUCGGUCGAUGGUUAUAACUUCGCCGAAGCUAAGUUCCCACAUAACUUCAAUGUUCCCCACCAAACAGCAUAUACAGUCUUGGACUCGAAUACACAUUCUGUUUUCUUGCAUGUAACUGUCAACCCGAAGAAAGGAUUCGAAUACGGGAGUCUUCUGAAGUCAAAUUUCAACGGCACAAACUAUGUUCUCUCUCUUGAUGCCGUGAAUAGGAACGAACUUGGUUUCGUCGAUUUCGAGAAAAUGCACAGUCUUGAGGGAGUCGCCAUCGCAAACCGUGUCACUAAUGCGGAGAAAGCUUUAGAUGGGGAGAAGAAGAAGCUGGAAAGUUUGAUUACUCAUAAUGAUGGAGCAACGUGGGAAUACAUUCAGGUUGAGGGGAAAGACUCUGAGAACAAGGACUACUCCUGCAAUCCCAAAAAUGUAGAUGAUUGCCAUCUAAAUCUACACCACUACACCGAGCGAACUGAUCCCAGGGACACAUUCGCAUCUGGCUCUGCUGUUGGUUUGAUGUUGGGUGUUGGGAACGUCGGAAGAGAACUUACAGGUUAUAGAGACGGCGAUACCUUUAUGACCAGGGACGGCGGCAUCACAUGGAAGGAGGUUAGAAAAGGACAGCAUAUGUGGGAGUAUGGUGACCAAGGUUCCAUCAUUGUCAUCGUAGAUGUAAUGGCUGCGACAGACCGUGUAGUGUAUACCCUUGACGAGGGUGAAAACUGGCAUGAGUACAUAUUUGCGGACAAGGACGAGAAGGUUGUUGUCAAAGAUAUCUCGACGCUGCCGACUGAUACGAGUAGAAAGUUUAUCCUUUGGGGUAGACAAGAAGGUGGCGGAGACGAGUUUUUGACAAUUCAACUUGAUUUUACUGGAAUCACGGAUGUUCAAUGUGAAUUAAAGGAGGGUGAUGAAGCGAAUAGUGACGAUUUCGAAGUUUGGUCGCCGAAGCACCCUGCAGGCCUUCCUGGUUGUCUGUUUGGGCGCGUAACAGAUGAUUUCAAUUAUGAACGACAAAAUGAUGGAACUUGUGGCUUAGUCAAGGGCUACAGUCCUCCAGAUCACAAGGCCAUCUGUACACAGGAUAAAAACGCGAUAGAAUAUUUUGAACCCACGGGUUACCGCCGCAUUCCUUAUUCCACCUGCGAGGGUGGCCAUGAACUCGAGAAAACCACACCAAAGCCCUGUCCUGGCCACGAACAAGAUUUCGAGAAAAAACGGGGGCGCGGCGCUAAGGGAUUUAUGCUCUUCCUCGCUGUGGUUACACCUAUCGCGGCCGCGUUUGGAAUCGGUUGGUUCGUCUGGACAAAAAUAUUGGAUGGUCGGUUUGGUGCUAUUAGGCUUGGGGAAGACUCAAGCGGACAGAGUCCUUUUAUCAGAUAUCCUAUCAUCGUCAUUGCAGCUCUCGUGGCGGUUGUUGUGUCGAUUCCCACAAUAUUGCAGGCAAUUGGCACUUGGGUUGGAGGGAAGUUUACUAGGACGAGGCGGUAUACUAGCAGACAGUCAUUUGCGAGAGGGGCAGAUUACUCGAUUGUCAACAACGAUGAAGGCGAGCUGUUGGGAAGUGAUGAUGACGAUGAACUUUGA